Molecule: messenger RNA, 1996 nt
Organism: Bubalus bubalis (water buffalo)
Lineage: Eukaryota; Metazoa; Chordata; Mammalia; Artiodactyla; Bovidae
Gene: ZNF444
Product: zinc finger protein 444
Exons: 5
Coding region: 561-1529 (322 amino acids)
Biological process (GO): regulation of transcription by RNA polymerase II
Molecular function (GO): RNA polymerase II cis-regulatory region sequence-specific DNA binding; DNA-binding transcription factor activity, RNA polymerase II-specific
Source: RefSeq, a predicted model, not a curated record
UGGGGCGGGGGCUGGGCCCUGUCUGGGAGUCUGGGGGCGCCGGCGGGGACUGACCGGGUCGGAGAGGUUUGCGGAAAGGGGCUCCGGGGAGGGGGCGGGCCCUGCGCGGGCGGGGUGCGGGCGGCCCUCCGGCGCGCGGGCCUCUGCAAGUUCGGCGGCACUUCGGCGGAGCUGCGCCUUCCCCGGCCGGGGUCAGCUGCCCUCCUCCUUUCUCUCCUGCUUGGGGACGCGUGCCCCCCACCCUCCCCCCGACAGCCUGACUGGUGGGCGCGCCGCGCUGCAGGGCUGUGUUUGCUCUCCUGGCCGUCCGCGGCGGCCCCGCCGCCCGCUUUCUAUUUCCCCGUUCAGCCCCUGCUCCCGCGGGUGCUUGGGUGCAGCGCCGGCGCUUUUGUUGGAAGCGGUGUCCCCGGCACCGCACAGAGUGACGGGAGUGGGCAGGGCGGACGCUGGUGGAAGGCUGGCUUGGCGCCCCCGCGCGCGCCCCGCAGCAUCUUUGUUUUCCGUACGUCUUGACUUCUGAGACGUCUAGCCGUAGGCACCGUGACCCCGCCACCGGCCCCAUGGAGGCGCUGGGCCUGGGCCCCGUGAAGCAGGAGCGAGGCGCCGCCGAGGGCCUGACCGCCGACUCGCCGUGGCACCGCUUCCGCCACUUCCACCUGGGCGACGCCCCGGGGCCCCGCGAGGCGCUGGGGCUGCUGCGUACGCUCUGCCGGGCCUGGCUGCGGCCGGAGGUGCGCACCAAGGAGCAGAUGCUGGAGCUGCUGGUGCUUGAGCAGUUUCUGAGCGCGCUGCCCACCGAGGUGCAGGCCUGGGUGUGCAGCCGCCGGCCACAGAGCGGCGAGGAGGCCGUGGCGCUGCUGGAGGAGCUGUGGGGACCAGCGACGAGGGCGCCUCAGGAUGCGACCGGAGGCUCUGGGGUCGGCGUGAGAGAGGAAGCCGGUGGGGCGACGCCCUCAGGAGAUGCAGCCCCCGGGCCUGAGGAACCGGCGACGGCGGACGCCCAGGCCGCGCGCCCCUACAAGCAGGAGCCGGGCAGCCCCCCGCCGGCGCCGCCAGACCCGCCGGGGCCCAGCCUGCCGGCCUUCCUGGCGGCCCCGGGCACCGCGUCCUGCCCCGACUGCGGCAAGGCCUCGCUGAAGCCUGCGCACCUGCUGCGCCACCGGCAGAGCCACUCGGGCGAGAAGCCGCACGCCUGCCCCGACUGCGGCAAGGCCUUCCGGCGCAAGGAGCACCUGCGACGCCACCGCGGCACGCACCCUGGCGGCCCGGGCCCGGCCUUGCGCCCGCUGCCUGCGCGCGAGAAGCCGCACGCCUGCUGCGAGUGCGGCAAGACCUUCUACUGGCGCGAGCACUUGGUGCGCCACCGCAAGACGCACUCGGGUGCCCGGCCCUUCGCAUGCUGGCAGUGCGGCAAGGGCUUCGGGCGCCGCGAGCACGUGCUCCGCCACCAGCGCACCCACGGGCGCGCGGGCGGGGCGGCCCCGGGCCCCGAGGGCGCCGCGCCCUUCCCGCCCUGGCCCCUGGGGUAGCUCCGGCCGCGCGCCCGGGGCCUCCGCCCCGGUUUCGCACCCCAGUGCCCGAGCCCUGUCGCGUGAUGCCCCGAACCUCACUCUGCGGGCCAGCCCCCGCCCCGCCCUCGUCCUCGCAGCUUCUGCGGUCCUCCCCACCCCGACCCUCCCGGGCCCGGAGCCUAGACGAAGACCUGGACAGGGGCGGGGCCCCGGGCCGGAGGAGCCUGCAGGGAGGGGACUGGGUCUUGUCCCGCCCGGGGAGACUGCCCCUUGCCCCUCCCAGGACGGGUGGAUCGCGGCACGGCUUCGACAGGACGGGCCGGGUUCCGGCAGGGGGAUCCGAUCUCUGGGGUCCUCGCGCUGCGACCGGCCUGUCAGGCAGACCCGAGGUGGACAGACGCCGGCUCCCGGGACGCGCGCCGGAGACCGCCGCUGACUAGCGUCUGGAGAGGGUUGUUAAUAAAGCUGCUGAUGAGUUGUGCAGA